Messenger RNA from Perkinsus marinus ATCC 50983, 816 nucleotides. RefSeq lists its product as hypothetical. The record is from RefSeq and is a predicted model, not a curated record. The transcript has 7 exons. Bases 1 to 816 code for a protein of 271 amino acids. Lineage: Eukaryota; Perkinsozoa; Perkinsida; Perkinsidae.
AUGCAAGAAGAUGAUACCUUGUGGGAUCUAGAUAAGACGUUGGAUGUGGCCGAGAGGAAAUGGCAGUCUUUGAUGCGUCGAUGGGGUUUGGAUGAUAUUGCGGAUUCUUAUAAUAACUAUCAUGAUUUGAUGGUACUGAUUGAGGCUAAGCGGAACGAGUGGAGUGUUGACUAUUGGGAGCGCCGCAGGCCUUACUGGAACUACUGUGAACUAAGAAAGUCUGUGUACAUGGACAUCAUUAAGAAGUAUCUCAUCCGGAAAGGGGAGAGUGCGAAUGAUAAGGAUAUUGCAUCCGUGGCCAAAACUCUAAGUGACGAAUCUUUCGAUGUGUGGUUAUCUGCCCGUCAUGAAGUGGCCUGGUUCGAAGGAGCUAUUGUGACGUUGCGUGCGAUAAAACAGAGGUAUCCCGAGCUCUUACUGGGUGCAGUCAGUAACGGCACUACUGAUUUAGAUAGGAUACCAGAGGCAGAGGGACUGUUCGAUUACUCUGCCAAUGCUCUUGACGCUGAUUGUAACAAGCCGGAGAUUUACUUGGAGGCAAUCAAGGCGGCUAAUGCUGUACCUCCGGUCGCCCCAGAGGAGACGGUGUUCAUCGGUGAUGACUUCUUGAAUGACGUAUGCGGUCCCACUAAGGUUGGCUUGAAGACCAUCUGGAUGAAUGCUAAGCAUCGCCCUAUGACCACGCCUGAGCUUAUUACUGAGAAGGCCAGGCCGGGGUAUAAGAAGGACGGUUAUAGUGUUAAGCCUACUAGGACUAUUAUGGACAUAAGGCAGUUGAUUGAUGCCUUGGAUGACCUACAAGUGUCCCUCGCGUGA